AUGGCUCGGAGAUUCGAUGGGGUCUUCACGAUCCUCCUCUAUUUGUCCAUCGCCAUCACUAUCCUCGUCCCUGCCUCCCGGACCUCGACGACGGUCGGCGCCGAACUCGUGGACGCGGAGCUCGAUUCCCCACGAAGCGAGCAGGAGAAACAGAACUACUGGGCGCAGGGUGGAAAUGACAUCGUUCAUGAGAUAUGGUCGGUGCUACGGGACUUCGAACCAACGUGGAAGGACAGUGUGACUCCGGCACAACCUUCUGGCCUCCUGGGCACCGUCUGGCACUACACGAGAAUCAUCUUCCGCGCCCUGUUCAUGAAUACGCCCACGCGAAACGACAAUAAUGCCCCCCGGGUCAAGGGAGACUUGAAAAAGGGCGUCGAUUCCCUCCACGCGGCGGCCUCUUUCGAUGACCCUGAUGCCAUCUUUCUGCUGGCAGAGAUGAAUUUCUAUGGCAACUUCUCCUACCCCCGCGACCUCGAGCGAGCCAAAUACUGGUACCACCGGUUGGCCGACUUGGACGGCAAUUCGACGGCACAGUACAUGCUGGGCUUGAUGUACGGCACGGGCAUUGGCGGUUUGGAAAGAGACCAGGCAAAAGCUCUGCUAUAUCACACGUUUGCCGCAGAACAAGGGAACAUCAAGUCGGAAAUGACGCUGGCGUACAGAUAUCAUGCCGGCGUGGGGUGUUCCCGCAGCUGUGAAAAGGCUGUUUCUUACUACAAGAGGGUCGCCGACAAGGCCAUGUCGUAUUGGCAAUCAGGACCUCCGGGAGGCCAGUCGUUUGUGCGAAACUCGUACCGCUGGGUGGAAGUUGACGGAGGCAUCUACGGCGAAGGCGCGAGUGUCAGCUCCUCCGGCCCCAAUGCUCCCCGAGAUGGUCUCACCGCGGCACACAUCGACUAUGUCCUCGACUAUCUCGACACGAAAGAACGACAAGGAGAUUUCAACGCCAUCAUCACGCUGGGCAAACACUACUACGAAGCUCCUCGCGGAUACAAGCGCAACUUUCGCAAAGCACAGCGUCAAUUCAUGAAAGUUGCGCGGGUCUAUUGGACCAAGGACGGCAAAGUAUCCCCCAAAGCACCAAAGGGGAUUGAACGGGUGGCAGGAAAAGCGGCAGCCUAUAUUGGACGCAUGCUCCUCCGUGGCGAGGGCAUGGAACAAAACUUUGAAAAGGCUCAAGUGUGGUUCAAGCGAGGCAUUGCCCUGGGUGACUCCUUCGCGCAAUACCACAUGGGCCUGAUGUAUCGCGACGGCCUGGGCGUGCCGCAGGACGGGACCCGUGCGGGCUCGUACCUUAAGGCUGCAGCGGAACAGUCGCUCCCCUUGGCACAGUCGGCGCUGGGAGUGCUUUUCUUGGAUCAAGGGGACAUUGAGACCGCGGGACGAUACUUUGAACUCGCCGCGGGAGCGGGCGUGAUGGAAUCAUUCUACUAUCUUGCUGAGCUCACCAACCAGGGGGUCGGUCGCGAGCGUAACUGUGGCCUGGCAGCUGCCUAUUACAAGGUGGUCGCUGAGAGGGCCGAGAUCUUGCAUUCGUCUUUUUUGGAAGCAAACUCGGCCUACGAAAGAGGAGACUUUGAAAGAGCGUAUAUCCCUACGAUCAUGGCCGCGGAGCAAGGGUAUGAGAAUGCCCAAGCCAACGUGGCAUACUUGCUCGACCACAAGACGUCGGUGAUUGCGCUGCCCAACGUUGGUAUUCCUCUGCUCUCGACCACCAAACCGAGUUCGAAGAAGAGCCCACUGCUCGACGACCCCUACCUCGCGCUGGCAUACUUCACCCGCUCCGCCAAACAAGCCAACGUCGACUCCUUGAUCAAGAUGGGCGACUAUUAUCUCUCCCUGUCCUCCCCCACCAACGCUGCUCUCACGCGUUUCCCGAAUGGAGACCAUGCUGACGCGAAGACCAACCUGGAGAAAGCCACGACGUGCUACACCACGGCUGCCGAGACGCACCAUUCGGCCCAAGCCUCUGGAACCUAG
This is a messenger RNA of Fonsecaea erecta, 1983 nucleotides long. RefSeq lists its product as hypothetical. Gene Ontology annotation, cellular component: endoplasmic reticulum membrane. Gene Ontology annotation, molecular function: protein binding. The coding region runs from base 1 to 1983 and encodes 660 amino acids. The transcript is spliced from 2 exons. Lineage: Eukaryota; Fungi; Ascomycota; Eurotiomycetes; Chaetothyriales; Herpotrichiellaceae. Gene Ontology annotation, biological process: ERAD pathway. The record is from RefSeq and is a predicted model, not a curated record.